AAUAUAGGCUCAGUCCGACUUCAGACGCGGAGGGUUGUAUACGUACUUCUCGCAUAUUUACUUCUUCAUUUUUUGGGUUCAUUUUGAUUUGCAUGGAUUUAGUGUUGUGUCUAAAAACCGUAUCAAAAGUGCGAAAGGUGCUUGAUGGGGAUAUCCGAAAAUAAUCGUUGUAACUGCCAAGCAGACAAGGUCAAGGAAAACGAGCCGUUUCCAUCCCUUAAGGGAAAAAUGAAGGUCCUCAAGAAGAUAAAACGUCGCAUGGGCUUAGUUUCAAGAUCAAGCUCACAUGGCGGCGGUACCAAUAAUCUACCACCCUUAUUAUUCCACAACGUCCACGGUGACAAUAUCCGCAUCUCACGCGAUGGAACGGUUGCAAGGCGCGUUGAAAGUUUCUGCAAAGGGAUCGCCUUUAGUUCGCGUCCGGUUAAAGUGAAUGAGAAAGUGUGCAUAAAGUUCUUGGAGAUCUCCAAUAACUGGAGUGGAGUGAUACGCUUUGGAUUCACCUACAACGAUCCAAGUACUCUUAGAUAUGGUCUUCCGAAGUAUGCUUGCCCUGAUCUCACGAACAAGUCUGGCUAUUGGGCAAAAGCGCUUGCCGAGCGAUUUUGCAGCCAAAAUACUCUUCUGUUUUAUUACGUGACGUCGGCGGGCGAUGUUCAUUUUGGUAUUAACGGCGAGGAGAAGGGAAUCUUCUUUGGAGGUGUAGAAACUAGAGGCCCACUUUGGGCGCUUAUCGAUGUGUAUGGCAACUCGACCGCUGUAGAAUUUGUCGACAUUCGACAUCAAUUAAACAACAAUCGUCGUAAUCUUGUGCUCAACAGUUGUGACACAACACCUGAAGAAAUAGAUCGCAUUGUGUACCCCAUGCAGGGGUUGAAUAUACAACGCGACGAAGAAAUGAAUGUACCACCCCUAAGAUAUCAACCACCUUCACUAAACUUUGCACCUGUUUCUCUUCAUCGCACUAGAGGACGCAAUGUGAGAUUUAAUAGCAAUCGUAAUAUCGCUGCUAGAAUUGAUACGGAAUUCUGCCAAGGGUACGUUUUUACGCCGAGGCCAUUGCAGCUAGGAGAACGAAUUGUCAUACAAGUCAUAUCGACAGAACCGAUGUUUGAAGGCUACCUAGGUCUCGGAUUGACUUCAUGCGACCCGGCCAAUCUCCAAACAUCCGAUUUACCAGACGAUUCCAACUUUCUACUCGAUCGACCAGAAUACUGGGUGAUUAGCAAGGAUUUUGCUCGCCAUUUAAAUCGUGGUGAUGAAAUCAGCUUCUGCAUAGCACCAAAUGGUGAAGUACAAAUUAGUAAGAACGGUGGAAACUCUUCAGUAGUCAUACAUGUUGAUCAAACUUUGCGUUUGUGGGCGUUCUUUGAUAUUUACGGAUCGACACAACGUAUACGUGUCCUCAGCUGCCCACCCUCUCCUGUCCGUAACCCAGAGCGACGCAUAGUCCAAUCUGAUUCUGUCAAUGGCAUUGCAGUUUUGUCUGUUAUUUUGCCUUCGAAUCAUACAAACGUUGUGAGUCCUCAAGCAGUUUCUGGAAAUGCUCACCACUCAUCGCAGAAUUCCGUUCAUAGUCAAAAUAACAAUAACAACCACGCUAGUCAUUGCUUAGUUGCACCCGUACCACAAUCAUCCUCUCAACAACACGCACCUAUACCCACAGGAACCAUGUUAUCCGGCUACAGCAGCACUUACAUUGAGCCGAUCUCUGCAAAUAGUGUCUACUCCACAUUACAAGCUCGGGGAGAUCACGAACGUUUGGGGAUCGGUGGUGCCGGUACAGAGUGUACAAUUUGCUACGAACAUCCUAUAGAUUCAGUACUAUACAUGUGCGGUCACAUGUGCAUGUGUUAUGAAUGUGCUUUACAACAAUGGAGAGGGAAGGGUGGAGGACAUUGCCCAUUGUGUAGAGCAAUAAUAAGAGACGUUAUACGCACAUAUAAAUCAUGAGUUCGAUAGAAUAAUGCCUAAAUAUUUCUUUGCUGGGAUAUUAUUGUGCAUUUUCAUGAAUAUGUUUUGUUAAUGGGAUGAAUGUCGUAUUUUUGAAAUGUAUGUUUCCAAGUUGUGAAUUAUUUCACUCGUUAAUGUCUCUCAAUUUUGAUUUUAAAAAAAUGGAAAAACUAAAACCCACUAUAACUGAAGUUAUUAAGAAGUGCUUCCACUUUACAAUUACUGCCUACAAAGAGAUAGUUUAGAAUGCGUUACAAUAGUUAAAGACUGAUACGGUUUGUUUGUUGUAACUUCUGUAACGACUCGUAUGUUAAUUACUUGUAUAAGUUUAUCAUUGAUCGAAGUUUACAUUUACCAAAGAAACCACUAAAGUGUAUUUUAAGGGGAGCCACCCCACUAUGGUGAAUAAAGUUAGUCAACAGUACGGAAAUAGUCAACUGCGAUAGCAGUUUAAACAAUUAUUUAUUUAAUUUAUCAUAAAUUUGUCAUCACUUAAAUGACAAGAAUGGGCAUUCGAUGAGUAGGCUAGGCCAUGUUAACAUUCCUUAAAUCUGUUACAAUGCCAGUGUUUUUUUGUUUAAUUUUUAGGAUUGGUCAUUCAUAAUACUACUUGGCCCCCCAUUGUAAUUGCUCAUUUAUUUUGUGCUCAAUAUUCUUUUACACUUUUGAGUAGGAGCGUUACAAGGUGGGAGCUUGAAAGAAUUAUAGUUUCUAGUCAAUAAGAAUGUACUGAUACUAGAAUCGUAUUUAGUUUGCUACAAAUUCUUGAUGUAAAUAAAAUAAAGAUGUUAUAUAUUGUCUCA
Photinus pyralis (common eastern firefly) is the source of this 2756-nucleotide messenger RNA. RefSeq names its product protein neuralized (gene neur). Gene Ontology annotation, molecular function: ubiquitin protein ligase activity. The coding region runs from base 145 to 1953 and encodes 602 amino acids. The record is from RefSeq and is a predicted model, not a curated record. The transcript has 4 exons. Lineage: Eukaryota; Metazoa; Arthropoda; Insecta; Coleoptera; Lampyridae.